AUCCAACUGUAAAGCAAUCUCACAUUGGAUACAGAGCAAUAAAUCAACAUUUACAAGAACAAUUCAAAAAAAGUAGGCAUUGUUUGAAGAUAGGAAUGCUAAAAGAAAAAGAAACCCAUUUCCUGAUUUGUAUUUCCAAUUCGUUUUCUUGCUGAAUCCAGGGACUAGAUCAAGAGAAUUUGAGAUACUCAGAAACUGAAACAAGAGAAAAGAAAGCAUGCCUUCAAGGCCUUUAUCUCCAGGUUCAAACAUGCCAAGACCAAGUUUCCUCAACAAGACAAGAGUUAUAUUCUUGGUCUUAACUAUCUCUUCUUCCGCUGUUAUCCUCUUUACUAUAAUUUACUUCCUUUACCAUCUUUGGAACUCUCUUUCAAACCGAGCUAGAACCAUCCCUUUUGACUCCAGUGCUCCUCUCAAGCUCCAAAGGUUUUGUUACAAGGACUUGAAGAACGCUACCGAUGAUUUCGAUGACGCAAAUAUCAUAGGCAAAGGUGGUUCAGGCACCGUGUUUCGUGGCAUUGUCAGUGAUGGUAAAUUGUUUGCAAUCAAAAGGCUUGACACGCUCUCCUUGCAAACCGAGAGAGAGUUCCAAAACGAGUUGCAGAUUCUCGGUGGGCUAAGAUCACCUUUUCUGGUCACCCUUUUGGGGUAUUGCGUUGAAAAAAACAAGCGUUUGCUUGUUUACGAGUAUAUGCCUAAUAAAAACUUGCAAGAAUCACUUUUUGGAGAUGGUAAUUUGAGCAUGAAUUGGCAGAGAAGAUUUGAUGUCAUCCUCGAUGUUGCUAAAGCUCUCGAGUUUCUUCACUUGGGUUGUGAUCCUCCGGUAAUUCAUGGAGAUAUCAAGCCCAGCAAUGUGUUGCUUGAUUCUGAUUAUAGAGCAAAGAUCUCAGAUUUUGGGUUGUCGAGAAUUAAGGUAGAAGGUGAGUUUGGAGUGGAUUUGUUCAGUCAAGAGCUAUGGAAGAGCCAAGAGUUGUCUGGGUCUUUGGGAGGAACUACUGGUGAACACAAACCAGCUAUUGGGACUCCUAUGGAGAGUAACAACACCGAGGUAGACUUUGCCCUUGCUUUACAAGCUUCUUCUUCUUCAAUAAAUAGUACAAAGUGUUAUAAUGUUAGGGCCCUGAGUUUAAGUUCUUUGAAUUUUAAUGCAAACUUAGCCAGUGAUAGUGCUUGUAAGGGUGGGAUUAAUGGAAAAGGGAAGGAGGUUACCUGUGUGGAUACUGGUGGGGAUGAUUGGAAUACUAAGUUUGUGCCUUAUGAUGAUGAGUUGGGUAGUAUUGAUCAUAGUAAGGAGCUGAAUUCUGGUGCAAAUUUGGGUGCUGAUGAGGCGUCAGGUACGCCGGCCAGUAUGAAACAAUGGGGAAAGGAUUGGUGGUGGAGGCAAGAUGGUAGUGGUGAAUUGUGCAGUAAAGAUUAUGUUAUGGAGUGGAUUGGGAGCCAAAUAUGUCCAUCAAAUCCUGAUUGGGAUGAUGAGAAAAGGCAAGUCCUGAGAAAAGAGUUGGGCAAUUCAACUCAGUUGGAUAAGUUAGAUGUUGGUGAACCCCAGAUGCAAGGACUUGACUUUGAUGCUUUGGAUAAGGGUUUCGAGAAGAAAGAACCUAAAUCAAAAGAAAGGAAAAACAGGAAAAAGACGCACAGGAAGAUGCAAGAAUGGUGGAAAGAUGACCAUUUAGGUGAGACAAGGAAAAAGGAUAGUAAGCUGAGGCAGCUUAAGAUUAAGUGGAAGAAAGGGUUUAAAAUGCCACAUUUUGAUCUGGAAAGGGGGUUUUAUUUCAGCCGGAGCAAGAAGUUCGGGGAACCGGAUCAAGAUGCCUGUGAUGCGAAUGGAGAGUUCAGUUUUAGAAGGGGAUGGAGGAGAAAGAACAACAAUUCCAUUGAAAGCGACAUGUGGAGUGGGGAUCUUUUCAGUCGUGAGCUAAGCAGCACGACGAGCAUGAGAGGGACUUUGUGUUAUGUUGCGCCGGAGUACAGUGGGUGUGGCUACCUAAUGGAGAAAGCUGAUAUUUACAGUUUAGGAGUUUUGAUCCUUGUGAUCGUAUCUGGCAGGAGGCCAUUGCAUGUCCUUGCUUCACCUAUGAAGCUCGAAAAGGCAAACUUAAUAAGCUGGUGUAGGCAUUUAGCUCAAUCCGGAAACAUAUUAGAGCUCGUUGAUGAGAAAUUGAAAGAUGAAUACAAUAAGGAGCAGGCAAGCUUGUGCAUAAAUCUAGCACUUAGUUGCCUGCAGAAAAUGCCCGAAUUGCGACCGGAUAUCAUGGAGAUUGUAAAGAUCUUGAAAGGGGAGAUGGAUCUCCCACCAGUUCCGGUGGAGUUUUCUCCGUCUCCGCCAUCUAAAUUAUACAGCAGAUCAAGGAGAAAACAGAAGGCCAAUGCAGAUUAGUUUAUUUUUGGUCAUCCUUCAGUUUUGGUUCUGCUUUUGCUGUCAUGUUUGGAGUUUUGGUGACUGUUGAUGAGUGUAAUAUAGGAUUUAGAUGAUAUUGAUUGCAAAGUUGUGACUUGAAAACGUAUAUGGGGAGGGACUGAAGGUGUGUAUUAUGAUGAUGUUGUAUGUAUAUUAUAUGAACUAUUUCUACUUUGUUUU
This is a messenger RNA of Hibiscus syriacus, 2578 nucleotides long. Its product is annotated as putative receptor-like protein kinase At1g80870. Gene Ontology annotation, biological process: protein phosphorylation. The record is from RefSeq and is a predicted model, not a curated record. NCBI's taxonomy places the organism in Eukaryota, Viridiplantae, Streptophyta, Magnoliopsida, Malvales, Malvaceae. Gene Ontology annotation, molecular function: ATP binding; protein kinase activity.